Aplosporella prunicola CBS 121167 is the source of this 1064-nucleotide messenger RNA. RefSeq lists its product as uncharacterized. The record is from RefSeq and is a predicted model, not a curated record. The transcript is spliced from 3 exons. Bases 1 to 720 code for a protein of 239 amino acids. NCBI's taxonomy places the organism in Eukaryota, Fungi, Ascomycota, Dothideomycetes, Botryosphaeriales, Aplosporellaceae.
AUGAACCACACCGUCGUUUCAAAUUCGGCCAAGAACGAUACGGACGGGCUAUACUACUGUGCAACGCCAAACCCAGACAUCUCUGGUUUAGGUGUCAUCAUCUCCUUCGCUUUUGCUGCAGUUCUUACGACUGGCGCGGCUGUUCAUGCGGCUGUCCUAGACGGGAUGGCCAACAAGGAGCACGUCGUCAUGCCCAAAUUCAUCGCCGACUGGCUUUCAAAAAACCGAAGGCCGGAGAGCAUACGCAAUCUUGAAUUUCAACGAGAACUUCUUGAUCGGCUAAUGAUUGCUCUCGCGGAUCAACAGUUGCUCACCGGCUUCGCCCUGCUGGUGAGCGCUUUUGUCCUAGCCGGCAAAGACGUCAACAACCUGGAGUCUUUUGAUAGCAAAAUCUCCUGGGCCCAGUGGGAUCUUGUCGUCCUUUUAAGCUGUCUCAGCUCCAGCUCUCACCUUGCCUGCGUCAUCACAUUGAAACACUAUUUUGUCAAAUAUCACACUUCCGCCUGGCUAAGGAUAAUUUUGAUCAUUCUGUUCGCAGUCCUUGUCGCGGCCAUUCUGGGAUUUAUACGACAAGGUCUUCAACUUUUCAACACAAAGGGUCCGGAAAUUUACAACCUACAAGGUCUUCUAUUACCUCUUUUACUAUGCCAUACCGCCAUUUUUUGUCAUCUACCCGUUCUGGAUAUCCGUCAUGCAACUAUCGCAGGAGAUACAGUCUAGAGUACACAACUUUCUCUGUCUCCAAUGGCUUCCGGAAAAGCUGAAGAAGCAUUUUCGAUGGAAGAGAUUCAGCAACUGGCUAGAAAAACACAAAAAAUGCGCCGGCCGGUGGUGCAUCGUACGUACGACAAAGAACAUCGCCAGGUUUCUCGUGUUCUCCAACAUGACAGGCGCCUUCUGCAUGCAGAUAACUUUCGCCGCGGUCUCAUUGUUCUUUGUACUCAUGCAGAAGUUCUAUCCCACAACCCACCGUAAGGACGGUUUCAUAACAUUCUGCAGUCUGAAUAACCCAGAAGAAAACGCGUGGGGAUUUGGGCAAAUGUUGGCCUUAUUCAUGCUUUGCC